CAUCAUGAAUGAAGUGUCGGUCCUUCACCUGCCGGUGAAGGAGGAAGUAAAUGAAGUGAUUCAUGGCUUGGAUGAGGCAGCACUAAAAUACAGUGACAGCCGUCUGCCUUUUCAGAUCUUCCCGGACCCUUGUGAAGAAGAGGAGGUUCCAGUGAAAUUGAGAGGAAGGUUGCCCUCCAUUGUGGUGGAGCCAACAGAUAUAAUUGAUGUAGAAAGUGGUGAGCUGCGGUGGCCAACAGAAUCUGGAAGAAAAGAGAAAGAGCAGGGUGAAGACAAUGCAGAGGAAGAGAAAUCAGAAAAAGAGGGCCAACCUCCAGUGAUACCACCCUGGUGGACUCGUGGAAACCGAAUUCCUGACGAAACAAAGCAAGCAACAGAAGACCCAGAACCUGAGCAGGAAUAGCGUUUGCAGUGACAGCGCCCUGGAUACUGCUUGAUGCAUUGUAGAGAAUGUGUAGCAAAUAGAUAGCUGACAGAUGGUCAGGC
This is a messenger RNA of Bufo bufo (common toad), 486 nucleotides long. Its product is annotated as protein LBH-like. Gene Ontology annotation, cellular component: nucleus. The transcript is spliced from 4 exons. Lineage: Eukaryota; Metazoa; Chordata; Amphibia; Anura; Bufonidae. The record is from RefSeq and is a predicted model, not a curated record. The coding region runs from base 5 to 403 and encodes 132 amino acids. Gene Ontology annotation, biological process: positive regulation of DNA-templated transcription.